ACCAAAAUAAUAACAUAGAAUACUAUGAUAAUAAUAUGUGAAAUAUUAGACACUAAUUGAUAAUUUUUAUUGAUAAAUAUUAAAUGGUAAUAAUAAUUUAAAACGUGCAAUUUACUUUGGUGGAAGUAAUUGAUUUACAAAAUGGCAGCUGAAGAAUUACAGAAACAGUUCCAAACAGAACUGGAUGCUUUUAAACAAUGUCAAAAAGAAAUUAAUCAAUUGGCUGGAAUGCGUCAACAAUUGGAUGGUCAGCUAAAUGAAAACUCAAUUGUCAAAGAAGAGUUGGCUCUAUUAAAACCUUCAGGUGAAGUAUAUAAGAUGGUUGGUCCUAUAUUACUACGUCAAGAUCACACAGAAGCUAAAGAAAAUAUCGACAAACGUAUGAGUUAUAUAAAAAAUGAGUUGCAAAGAAUUGAUGACCGGAUACACACAUUAGAGGGGAAACAAGACGAAUUUAGGGAGACACUUACUAAAUUACAACAACAGUUUCAAGCUCAACAAAUAAAAAAGUAAUUUAAGUUGAGUAUCAACCACUUCAAAUCAACUAAAGAAAAAUUAUGCUUCUAACUAUUUAUUUAGUGUGUCUAAUUCAUUGAAUUUCUAAUAAUUUCUAAAUGUUUUCAUAAGUGAUAGCACUAAUAAUAUAUUAACGUGUAUUCAUAUUCAAUAUAUCCAUGGACCUAAAAAAAUAGUUUAUUUAAUUUACUAAUAAAUAUUUGCUCGAUAAUAAUUCAUUUUUUAUGUUAAGUAUCAAUCUAUAAGUAACUUACUAAGUAAUAAUACAAAAUUGUUGGAUGUUAAAGUAAUAUGUAUUUAAGUGAAAAUUAUACUUUAUGUAUUAAAUAUUAUCACAAUAUUUA
This is a messenger RNA of Acyrthosiphon pisum (pea aphid), 860 nucleotides long. It is a transcript of the gene Pfdn6, whose product is annotated as prefoldin 6. Gene Ontology annotation, cellular component: cytoplasm; prefoldin complex. Bases 142 to 513 code for a protein of 123 amino acids. Gene Ontology annotation, molecular function: protein-folding chaperone binding. The transcript is spliced from 2 exons. NCBI's taxonomy places the organism in Eukaryota, Metazoa, Arthropoda, Insecta, Hemiptera, Aphididae. Gene Ontology annotation, biological process: chaperone-mediated protein complex assembly; protein folding. The record is from RefSeq and is a predicted model, not a curated record.